Molecule: messenger RNA, 458 nt
Organism: Fulmarus glacialis (Northern fulmar)
Lineage: Eukaryota; Metazoa; Chordata; Aves; Procellariiformes; Procellariidae
Product: ADP-ribosyl cyclase/cyclic ADP-ribose hydrolase 2-like
Exons: 4
Biological process (GO): positive regulation of B cell proliferation
Cellular component (GO): plasma membrane
Molecular function (GO): NAD+ nucleosidase activity; phosphorus-oxygen lyase activity
Source: RefSeq, a predicted model, not a curated record
GUUUUUUGCAGAUUAUGAAAUACCUAAUCUCCAGAAAGACAAAAUCUCACAAAUUGUCAUCUGGGUUGUGGAUGAUAUUGAACGACCAGAUAUAGAUUCCUGUGGAACUCAUACAGUAAAGAUACUAGAAAACAGGCUGAAAACCCUUGGUUAUGAUGUCACCUGCACUGACAAUUACAAGCCUGUAAUGUUCUUACUCUGCCUGGAUUAUCCUGAUGAUUCUAAGUGUACCCUUUCAUCAUCUGCACCAGCAGCACAAAGAGGACCUGUAUCUUCAGGCAGAGGAGGCAGCUGGAACAAGCUCAUGUUUGUUUCUUUUGUAGGCUUUUUGUUCAGAUUUGCUUUAGUGUACUAAGUUAAUCAUCAACUGAAUCCAUAUCCUCUGCCUUAGCUGGCUAUAAAUUUGGCUUUAACUAAUUUCUAACUGCAAUUUCACCCUAGUUCUGGGACUGGCAAAC